Molecule: messenger RNA, 864 nt
Organism: Aaosphaeria arxii CBS 175.79
Lineage: Eukaryota; Fungi; Ascomycota; Dothideomycetes; Pleosporales
Product: carbohydrate kinase
Exons: 2
Coding region: 128-829 (233 amino acids)
Cellular component (GO): cytoplasm
Molecular function (GO): gluconokinase activity
Source: RefSeq, a predicted model, not a curated record
UCUUUGUUCUACCAAGCACGCUACCCGAUACCUCUUUCCCAUCACCGUCACCCCAUCAUUACCGCACUAGGCCCCUAGGACCAUUACACAAUCUCUUAUUGUUUGUCCGUUUGUCGAAUACACAAACAUGUUGCAAGCACAACCUUCUCAGCCAGCGCCUGCUCAUUAUGUCGCCGCUCCCACGCCUCCUAUGUCUACUCCAGGUUCUCCUUCAACAAUCGCUCCGACCAACACCCACACCAGCACUGCCAUGAAGAUCUCAAGCAACCACCAUAUUUUGAUCGUUACCGGCCCAGCAGGAUGCGGCAAGAGCACUGUUGCCAAGUUCCUUUCCGAACGCUACGGUUUCGUGUACAUUGAGGGCGAUGAUUUCCACCCUCCAGCAAACAUCGCAAAGAUGGCUGCCAACAUUCCUCUGGAUGAUGCCGACCGCUGGGACUGGCUCAUCCUUCUCCGCGACCAAGCCUUGCAAGCUCUGAAGCAGGGAGCCAAGGGCGUUGUUGUCACGUGCAGCGCUCUCAAGAAGAAAUAUCGCGAUGUGAUCCGGACAGCGCGUCUCUACGACGAGGAUCCUAAUGCAGAUGUCCACUUCGUGUAUCUCCGCGCCUCCAAGGAAACUCUUCUUGCUCGUGUCGCAGCGAGACAGGGCCAUUACAUGAAGGAUGCGAUGGUAGUGAGCCAACUCGCUGCCCUGGAAGAGCCCGACGCAGACGAAGUCAACCGACUCAAAGACGUCUCGGUGAUUGAUGUUAAGGGUACGCCUGCCGAAGUCCAACAGCUCGCUACCGUCGCAGUCGACGGUGUUCUUGAGGAGAAGGAUAUCAAGUAAUCGGCAGAAGGAUUUGGCUGCAACUUCAUCUCUUC